AAACUUGCAUGCAGCAGUUGAUUUUAUCAGUGUUUCAACCGCAAAGCGGCAAAUUGCUUUAUAAGCGUUUUAGUUUACAUUUUUUUUUAACUCUUCCCAGUUCCCAAUGCUGUCCAGAGCUUUUUUUCAUCAUGAAAAAUGCAUGCAAAGCGUUUUCAAGGUGCUCAGAUUGACAAAACACUUAACACAGGAUGUUCCUACCAAGCUUGUUACACAUUGUAACGACCAAUUCACAAGUCAGACCUCUCCCACCCUUGGAAACAAAAGAUAUGUUAAUGACCAUUCACACCUCAAAUUCCUCAUG
Staurois parvus is the source of this 304-nucleotide messenger RNA. Lineage: Eukaryota; Metazoa; Chordata; Amphibia; Anura; Ranidae. The record is from the annotation of a GenBank genome assembly.